Daphnia pulicaria is the source of this 472-nucleotide messenger RNA. Its product is annotated as aminopeptidase Q-like. Gene Ontology annotation, biological process: proteolysis; peptide catabolic process. Gene Ontology annotation, molecular function: zinc ion binding; metalloaminopeptidase activity; peptide binding. The record is from RefSeq and is a predicted model, not a curated record. Bases 155 to 472 code for a protein of 105 amino acids. Lineage: Eukaryota; Metazoa; Arthropoda; Branchiopoda; Diplostraca; Daphniidae. The transcript is spliced from 4 exons. Gene Ontology annotation, cellular component: cytoplasm.
CGUUCUUAAACAGGUUUUGCUCAAGGGUAUCAAGUACCGCAUCGGUUUGUAUUACCUGGACAAGGUUAGAGAGGAUUCCAGAGGCUUUUUCAGAGCCAAUUACAAGAACGACGUCACUUCCUGCUGCCACCAGGGUUGGUUCGGUGGAACGCAAAUGCAGGCGACCGACGCCCGUCGAGUUCUUCCAUGCCUGGACGAGCCGGGAUUCAAAACGACUUUUGACGUGGUUGUCGGUCACAGCAACGCCAUGACGGCCCUGUCCAACAUGCCCGAAAUUUCCAGCCGUGCCAUGACAACCACGCGCGAUUGGAUGUGGACGACAUUUUCACGGUCGCCGCCCAUGCCCACCUAUUUAUUGGCCAUGUUCGGUACGGACUAUGAGAGUUUGGAGACGAUUUUAUCAGUUGGACGCUGCCCCAUCUCAAGGAAUCCAUGGCGGUCGCCAUGCAUCACCUGCUCGACUAUUUGGUGA